This is a messenger RNA of Symbiodinium sp. CCMP2592, 1998 nucleotides long. The record is from the annotation of a GenBank genome assembly. NCBI's taxonomy places the organism in Eukaryota, Dinophyceae, Suessiales, Symbiodiniaceae.
AUGAGCCAUUCCGAGGCGAAGCGCUGGGUCAUCGUCCAGCCCCAGUGGGGCCUCUGCAACCGUCUAAGGGCUGUGGCCUCCGGGCGCAUGCUCGCCGAGCACCUCUCUCGAAGUUUCCUUGUUGACUGGCAGCCGCUGCCCGGCUGCAACUGUACGUGGGAUCGUCUCUUCUCUCCGCAAUCAGUGAAGACAUUAAGCGAAGAGCUUCAGGAGGAUCCAGAUCCUUCUGUGCUGGCUGCUGCCGAACUGCUGCAGGCCUGGGACGAGGUCGCAAUCUUGGCUCGCUGCAAACCUGACAGCCAAGAGCUCAGGGGGGCAAUGCGGAGCUUUGAGGCCUUCCACAAGGAAUGCUACCGAGCAGGGCUAGCUUACCUUCUGGAUGCUGCCUCCGAGAAAUGGAGGUCGUGCAGGCCGUUUCAUGGAUGCGACAGUCUGCCGAGCUUCCUCCAGGUAGAUUGCCUUUGCAUCAGAGCCUUCAACCCGUUCUACCCACCCAGGGAGGAAGAUCGGCAACAGCUCGCUGCCGAGCGGGCGGCUCACCUGAAUCACCUGGUGGCGGCUGCCUCCGUGCGCCAAAGGCUCUGGCAGUUGCCCGAAGGCACGGUCUCGGUUCACAUCCGCCGCACGGACCAUACUAAGGCCAUUGCGAGAUCGCCUGAGGACCUGUUCGUACAAGCCAUGGACUCUUAUGGAACAGAAGCCAAGUUCUUCUUAGCGACGGACGACGCCGAAGUCGAGUCGCGGCUGCGACGGCGUUAUGGUCAGCGCCUACUGACGCAACCCAAGCGCACGCUCAGCCGCAAUGAUCCGGAUGGCAUUGAAGAUGCCCUGUUGGACCUGCUGAUGCUGUCGCAGGGGAGUGAGGUCUUGGGCUCUUACAAAUCCUCCUUCUCUGCAAUGGCUGCGCACUUCCGGUGCAUUCCGCUUCAUGUUGUGGACAUCUGUCCCGGAAAUUCUCCCGACCCGGCUGCCAGGGUCGGAGCAGGCUUCCGGGAGGUGUCAGUGGUUGCAGCCGACCCGGAGGAUGACUGUCCGGGUGAUCGGCGCGUCGGAAAAGGGCGGUUUGCAGCGGAAUACUCUGGCGUUGGUUGGGAUGCCACUCAGGCUGCUGACGGGCCGUCGACCAAGGAGAAGCCACGUCCGUUCAUGAGAGGAGCUCGACGUGCCAUAGCAGAAGCCGAAUUGCACGAUUCAGAUGGCGAAGGAUAUUCAGACUUCUACGAUUCCGAUGACGAGGAGCCGGUCAGCGACGACGAGGGCGGUACAACUGGAGGAAAGAAGUUUGGACUACAAUUCGAACGAGUAGUGCCUGACUCUGCUUAUUCUGCCAUUGCAGAGGACGGUGCUCUGGUUGAUGCUGAAAAAUUUCAGAAGGAUUCUGCUUCUGCUUCAACCGAGUUGGAAGAGGCAUUUGCUGAUCGCUGGUGGUCUCAAUUUCGACGCCAUUUUUUCAGACAUAACUAUGGGGCAUACCGUUUGAUGGAUGGUCGAUGGCAGCGGGUGCCGGAUCCCAAAGGCCCCCGGUACAAGCCACGGCAGAGGAAGAGGCCCCGCGGCCAAAAGAGAGAAGAAGCACAAAAGCGAGAAAUGCGAGCAGCAAAGCCUCCUGGAGCAUUUCGACAAAGCAUCAUCCUUGUGGCAACUGCCAAUGCCGUGCGAGAAGUCUCGCAAAUGACGUCUGACAAUGACUGCCAAUCGGAGGAGUUCUUGUGGAGCUUGGGUGUUGGAGCCUCGCUUCCUUCUUGGCUGCAAGAGAUGCGCCACGAGCAGCGGCGACGGGGGCUGAAUCAGGGCUCUCACGUCGACACGCACAGCAAGGAACGCCUGGGCAUUGGGCCUCAAGUUGGGAGCGGCCAGCAUGCGGCACCCAGACGAGCGACGAGAGGUGCCGUGACAGUCCCAGAAGUGGAGAUCAAAGACCAAACGGCUGCCGAAACCUUGGUGAGCCCAAGACGGUGCGGCGGUCGCAGUGUCGCACGAGCAGCAACUGCCGAAUAA